UGGAACAAACGAAAAAGAAUGUUAAAAUCGUGUAAGACAAUAAUGUGGAGAGUGAAAACACAGCCAGAGACAGGAGAAACCAGCCAGAGACGGGAAAGAGCAGGGAGAGACCAGCCAAAGACGGAAGAGACCAGGGAGAGACGACGAAGUAAUCGUAAAAUUACAUUGAAUAUAUACAUAUACACGUUAUGAAGCGGCGUCAGGAAAGUUUGAACCCAUCGAUAGAAAUAAAAGAAGCGUUUAACUACUACAACUUAUUGGACGAAUUUCUACAAAAGUAGGAUAGAUAUCUUAAUGAAACUUGAUAGACCCAUAAACAGAUCUUUCCUCAACAUGUCAUUCAAGUUUCGUCAAAAUCGGGACGCAAUAGAACCAAAUAUAACAUUUUUACGAAACCGUACCUGCUCCUUGCUUCUAUCGAGGCAAGAAGACUCACAAUUUUUACUCCUGAAGUAUUCAAGAAUGUCUUCGAAAACAAAAGAAAGCGGGAGGAAAAGUCUCUCCCUUUGGGUAACAUGUGAAAAAUGUCAGUGUCUUCUAACACAGACAGAGUUAACGGUGCACGAGGCUAAUUGCCCACCGGAUUUUGAACACUGGAAUCAUGAUUUCAUUUAUAAGAGCACGUUGUACGGUGUCGUAGAAGCGUGUACAUCAUUAGAACAGCCAAAAAAUGUUCCUGAAAGAACACUGGACGACAUGGUAUUCGUGUCACAGUCUACGUUACAAUUAUGCGAAAUUGCGAUAGCAGAUCGUGUUCUUGUAAUUACUAGGAAUGGCACAGUGGUUAAAACUGCGUGGCCAACGAAAGACAAACGCUUGACGAGCGUCGGUUUAACGAAACAUGCCAUAGAACUUAAUAACGUUCACGGUAGAGUCAAAGUUGAGAAAUUUCAUUCCUCUGUCAACAUUGCGAAAGAGUUUAUAAUCUCAAGUGUUGGAAAACGGAUCCGGCCGAGCUCAGAGCUCGAUGUAAUACUUAAAAAUCACAAUGAGAAUAAAAUAUUCACUGUAAAUAAUAAAUUCAGCGUGCCUUUCUAUGGAAAGAGAUUGAUCUAUAAGAUCAGCAAAGUUCUACCGGAUGAAUCUAAAACUGUCGACUUGCCUGGCCAGUUUGAACAAAUGAACAUAACGAGUCAAUCACAUAAUACAUUUUACAUAGCGCUUUAUAAUACAAAGUGGACUAUUUUGGAUGACGAAGAAGAAGAAGAAGAAGAACAGAAGAAAGUUAAAUAUAAACUCGAGGAUGUUGGGGGAUAUGAUAAAGUAAUACAGGACAUUAAAGACGUUAUUAAGAUUGCUCUUGGUUUAUAUCCGACGUUAGAAAACCUGAAUAAUUUCUUUAUUAAUAAAGGAAUAUUGUUGUACGGUCCUGCCGGUGUCGGAAAAUCUAUCAUCGCUAAUGCCUUGAUAACGGAGUGCGGCGUACACUUCGUCACCAUUUACAGUUCGGACGUUUACAGUAAAACCCUGGGCGAGACAGAAAAGAAAUUGCAAGAUAUCUUCGCGGAAGCUAAAGCGAAAGCUCCGAGUAUCGUACUGAUUGAGGAGAUCGACAGCUUGUGUCCGAAGAGAAGUAAUUCCAGUACGGAUCACGAGAGGAGAGUUCUUUCUCAACUGAUCGCGCUCUUCGACGAGAUACAAAAUACGAACAUUAAGAUCGCGAUACUGGCUACGACGUCGAAACUGGACCUCGUAGACGGAUCUCUUCGAAGACCUGGGAGAAUAGACAAGGAAUUCGAGAUCUUUGUACCCUCGCCCAAUAUGCGUGCGGAAAUACUUAAAAAAUUAUUAGCAAAAAUGCCGAACUCUUUGUCCGAGGAGAAUGUAACGAGUAUCGCGUUCGUCACUCACGGAUUCGUCGGCGCUGACUUAUACGGCUUGUGUUCCCAGGCGAUUUUAAACGCGUUAAAACGUAAUCAAACAUCGAGUAUAAGCACUGGCUGUUCGUCCAUAGUAACGUACUUCGACUUUGAGCGCGCUUUAACCGUGUCGAAACCAUCCGCAAUGAAAGAAGUCUUGAUAGAACUUCCGAACGUUCGGUGGUUCGAUAUCGGAGGGCAGAAAGACUUGAAAUUGAAAUUGAAACAGGCGGUCGAGUGGCCAUUGCGCCAUCCUGAGGCAUUCUCAAGAAUGGGCAUAAAUCCGCCGAGAGGAGUUCUGAUGUUCGGGCCGCCCGGCUGUUCGAAAACGAUGAUUGCCAAAGCUCUUGCGACAGAGAGUAGAGUGAACUUUUUAAACGUAAAGGGACCAGAAUUGUUUUCGAAAUGGGUCGGCGAGUCAGAGAAGGCUGUGAGGGAGGUAUUCCGAAAGGCGAGGCAGGUCUCGCCUUCCAUCGUAUUCAUCGAUGAGAUAGAUGCUCUGGGAGGCGAACGAAGCUCUUCAUCGAACGGCGGAAGCAACGUGCAAGAACGAGUUCUCGCCCAAUUAUUGACAGAACUCGAUGGGAUCACUGCGCUGGGCAGCGUCACAUUAGUGGCCGCGACUAACCGACCCGACAAAAUUGAUAAAGCGCUUCUUCGGCCAGGUCGUUUGGACAGGAUAAUAUACGUGCCGUUACCCGACUACGAGACCAGACAAGAGAUCUUCCAAAUCAAGUUAAGGAACAUGCCGAUCGUCGAAGAUGUGCAGAUCCAAGAUCUGGUCGAUCUCACAGAAGGGUAUUCCGGAGCAGAAAUUCAAGCGAUUUGCCAUGAGGCCGCCAUGAAAGCGCUUGAGGAAGAUUUAAACGCUACUGCGAUUACCAAGGAGCAUUUUAAAGCCGCGCUGGCUAUUAUCACACCCCGUACUCCAGCGUCGUUAAUAAAUUUGUACAACGAUUACAUGAACAAAGUACUUUAGUGAAAAACAAAAUGAUUACCUUUAUGCAAUAAAUUGAAUUUGCCGUUUAUUAA
Ceratina calcarata is the source of this 2891-nucleotide messenger RNA. RefSeq names its product spermatogenesis-associated protein 5. The transcript has 6 exons. The record is from RefSeq and is a predicted model, not a curated record. Gene Ontology annotation, cellular component: cytoplasm. Gene Ontology annotation, molecular function: ATP hydrolysis activity; ATP binding. Bases 295 to 2838 code for a protein of 847 amino acids. NCBI's taxonomy places the organism in Eukaryota, Metazoa, Arthropoda, Insecta, Hymenoptera, Apidae.